AUGGAAAGUAUUGAACAGGUGAUCAGGCAAUUUAAAAAUAAUAGCCCAAAUUUAAAGAUUCACAAAAGACUCAUGCAGACAUCCCGGUGUUUUUACAAGGAGGUUUUUCUGCUACACCAGAGUAAAAUCACUUUGUACAGCAUGGAAAUUAAUGUGGAGAAAGACAAACAAACUGGAGAGACCAAGAUUCUCUCUACGUCCCCCAUUGGCCCCGAGGCUGCCCGUCAGAGAGGAAUCAAAGUCUAUGAUGAUGGUACCAAAGUAGUCUAUGAGAUGCAUUCUGGAGGCACGGUGGUAGAAAACGGAGUACAUAAGUUAAGCUCAAAGGACGUAGAUGAUCUUAUUCAGAAAGCAGGGCAAUCAAGCAUAAAAGGAGGGGCUAUAUCAAUAGUGGAUGGAAACCUCAGUCACAUGAAGGAACAAAUUCUUUUUAAGGAAGCAAAACUAGAGAUGGUGCACAAAUCCAGCAAAAGACUUUCUGGGAACCCUCCACACCAAGCAAAACUUUCUGGGGAUGAAAUCCCAGAAGCCAGUUCAGAUCACCCAGUAACAAUGAUAUUUAUGGGUUAUCAAAAUAUUGAUGAUGAAGAUGAGACCAAAAAGGUAUUGGGCUAUGAUGAGACAAUCAAGGCCGAACUGGUCCUUAUUGACGAAGAUGAUGAAAAAUCAUUACGUGAGAAGACAGUGACUGAUGUGUCGACUAUGGAUGGAAAUGCUGCUGAGUUAGUUUCUGGGAGGCUCUUGUCAGACACAACAGAGCCCUCUUCACCAGAGGGAAAAGAAGAAAGUUUACCAAUGGAGAAAGUCCCAGGUACAGAAAAGAAAAAGCGCUGUCAGUGCUGUAAUGUCAUGUGACCAUCUUCCUUCCUUCCUCCUUCGCCUCCUUCUUCUUCCGAGCAGCUCAUGCUCCAUCACUCCCUUAGACCUCACUGUAUUUUUCUAACUGCAGUACUGUGAACUGGAAGUGACUGCCUCCAUUGCCUUGCAGUUGGUUUGCUCUGAUUUUUCUAACUUGUCAAGGGAGAUGAGUAAUGAAAGUACAGACUUCUCACCAAAUGCACUCUUUUAGGAUUAUUUUUAGAGUGUGAGAACAAAAACAGCAAACAAAGUGCUGUUCUAUUUGAAAGAUAUCUCUAUAUCAAUAUAAAUAUAUAAUAUAUGAAUAUGCAUAGUUGAAUAUGUGUAAUAUGCAUAUUUAUGUAUGGCAUAUAUUUAUUAGACUUAUAAACGUAUAUGAAGAAUUUUACUUUAUAUAACUAGCAGGUAUGAUCAACCUCCAAGGUUUUACAGGAUUCCUAAGUUUCACAUAUAUGUGAGCCUUAAACUGCAUUUUAAUGUUGUACGUUUUUUAAGAAACAGGUUUUAUUUUUUACUGGUGUAAGGGAAAGACAUUUGAUCAUGUUGUUUGAGAUCCUAAUAUUUGAAUUUUCCUUCCCCAAAGAAAGACUUUGUUCUAAUUUGGGAAGCUGUUUAUUAAGACCUGUUCCCAUAUAAGCCCCAAUAAAACGGUUUGGUCUUGCAGACAAUGUACAAUGGGAUCAACCCAACUAGCAUCAUGUUGACUGGAACCUUCAUUUCUUUUGUUCAAGUUUCUGAUGGGCUCUUCUAUAAGGGUCAUUGAAAGGAAUGCAUUUUGCACAGUCUCCGUGCUCAGCGUUCCUAUAUAGUUGGCUUCAAUGAGGCUUGUAUGCAUGCAAGUGUGGAUCAGAAUUCAGUUGUGACAUAUUUUGCAACACUGAAAAUACCACACUGAUUUCACUACUGACUGGUAUCGUUAAAAAUAAUUGAAUAGUUGCUUAGGGAACUCAGAGUGAUGAUUUAGGGUUUUGUUAUCAUUGUUUUAUUUGCCCUUAUUUAAAUCUUCUAGUUUUCAGUAUUGUGCUUAUGUCCCAUCUUCCUACAGUCGAAUUAAAAUGAGUAUGCCAUGAAAAUAGGUCUAGAAUUGCCAGGAUUAAAUUAUUGUCACUGAUUUUACUUGUUUGCCUUUCAGUAACAGUGCCUACCUAUGUAUAUGGUCUGCUUGUCAGAACUGUGAUAUGUAAAAGAUGAUUUUGUGGUUUAUAUAAAAUAUGUAUCCAUAAUAACUGUCUUAUGAUCUAAAUUUCCCAAAAAGAAAAAAGAAGAGAGCCACUUUUUCUCAAGAAUAGAAGGCCCCAGUUCUCAAAGUCUCUUUAGAGGUUGUUAUGUUUGCCUCCCAGAGAACAGAAAAUCAAAGUAGAAAAGCUAGCAUUUUUAUAAUAGGCAAGCACCAUAUGAACUAUCAUCAUCUUCCAGUGUUUCCUUCAGAUAAAAUAAAAAAGCCCAGUGGGAAUCUUAGCUUCAUAUUAGCAUCACCAGAAUCACUUUCUAUGUCCUUCUGCUUGAAUGUUUGGUUACUAAGGGCUCGUACGGCUAUGUUCCCAUUCUUGACAAUACAAAAAGGACAGCACCCACAACAUACUUCAUACCACAGUUGGCAGUUAAACCAGUAGUAUUGCUGCCUUCUGAGAAAAUAAUGUAGAUUACUUUUAGGUUAAAGAUUGGCUCUUCAAAGGCUGGGGAAAACAGUUCUAUAAUACCUGUUCUGUAAAUUCUAAGGAGGAUAAAGAGAAUUAAUGACAUUUCCAGGUAAAAGUUACUCCAGGUAAAAGUUACUUCCACAACCAGUGAGUUUGACGUGACACCCUCUCCCCAUUCCUGCUUCAUAUCCUCCUUCCCAGCUCUCACCCUCAUUUGUUUGCAUUGCUCAUGGCACCUCAUUUCCCCCUAUCCAUUAGAAAAUUGCCUCUUUCAAGAUGGCAAAACACGCUUCAAUAGUUCUGACAUUCAGUGUGUACAUACUUAAGUUGUUAUUCAAAGCCUCUGCCAAUAAGUUUCUCCUCUAACCUUUGCACAGGAGUCUGCGAAAACCAAGAUUGUGACAACUCAUGGGAUAAAUUAGAGGUCUGGGUCCCAAAUUAGAUUGCACGUGCAGGAGAAGAAUGCGAUCUACUCUUUUCAGGAAACCUCAGCCCUACAAAAUAAAAAUGCAUUGGGCAAGGCAUUGCUGGUGCAACUAGGGGGGGGAAGCAGAGUCUGCCCUCAUGCACAACAUAACAAUCCUUCUCUAGUGAAUCUUUGAUAAAAACAAAAUCCACUGUUUACAAUUAUUGCUGUCAAAAAGCCAGCACAGUAAAUCAUAGAUGGACAUGUUU
Messenger RNA from Thamnophis sirtalis, 3173 nucleotides. NCBI's taxonomy places the organism in Eukaryota, Metazoa, Chordata, Lepidosauria, Squamata, Natricidae. The record is from RefSeq and is a predicted model, not a curated record.